This is a messenger RNA of Musa acuminata subsp. malaccensis (wild Malaysian banana), 1822 nucleotides long. Its product is annotated as 6-phosphogluconate dehydrogenase, decarboxylating 3, chloroplastic-like. Gene Ontology annotation, molecular function: phosphogluconate 2-dehydrogenase activity; NADP binding; phosphogluconate dehydrogenase (decarboxylating) activity. The record is from RefSeq and is a predicted model, not a curated record. Gene Ontology annotation, cellular component: cytosol. NCBI's taxonomy places the organism in Eukaryota, Viridiplantae, Streptophyta, Magnoliopsida, Zingiberales, Musaceae. Gene Ontology annotation, biological process: pentose-phosphate shunt; pentose-phosphate shunt, oxidative branch.
GGAGGGAGUGGAAACCCUACGAGGUCGAGGAGGAGGACGAGGAGGAUAGGCCGAUGGAUACAGCGGCGCUAUCGCGGAUCGGGCUGGCGGGGCUGGCGGUGAUGGGCCAGAAUCUGGCCCUCAACGUCGCCGAGAAGGGCUUCCCCAUCUCCGUCUACAACCGCACAGCCUCAAAGGUUGACGAGACCGUCUCCCGCGCUGCCACUGAGGGCGGCCUCCCCCUCUCCGGACACCGCUCCCCGCAGGACUUCGUCCUUUCCCUCCGCCGCCCCCGCGCCGUCGUCAUCCUCGUCAAGGCCGGCGCCCCCGUGGACCAGACCAUCGCCGCUCUCUCCCACUUCAUGGAACCCGGCGACGCCAUCAUCGACGGUGGUAACGAGUGGUACGAGAACACCGAGCGCCGCAUCCGCGAGGCCGCCGCCCGGGGCAUCCUCUACCUGGGCAUGGGCGUCUCUGGCGGCGAGGAUGGCGCCCGCCAUGGGCCUUCCCUCAUGCCCGGCGGCUCCCUCCAAGCCUACCGCAAUGUGGAGGACAUCCUCACCCGCGUCGCUGCCCAGGUCGAUGAUGGCCCCUGCGUCACCUUCGUUGGCGAGGGCGGCGCUGGCAACUUCGUCAAGAUGGUCCACAACGGCAUCGAGUACGGUGACAUGCAGCUGAUCGCCGAGGCAUAUGAUGUGCUCAGGGUUGUCGGUGGGCUGUCGAAUUCCGAGCUCGCCCAAACGUUUGGCGAAUGGAACCGCGGCGAGCUCGAGAGCUUCCUCAUCGAGAUCACUGCUGACAUCUUUGGAGUCCACGACGAGCAUGGUGGUGGAGAGCUCGUCGACAAGAUUCUAGACAAGACCGGGAUGAAGGGGACGGGUAAGUGGACGGUACAGCAGGCAGCUGAGCUCUCGGUUGCUGCGCCAACCAUCGCUGCCUCGCUGGACUGUCGAUACCUUAGCGGGCUUAAGGAGGAGAGAGAGGCUGCCUCCAAGGCUCUCGAACAAGCAGGCAUCGGCAGAGGCGAUUUUUCUGUAGGCCGAUCUAUCGACAAGAGACGCCUGAUUGAUGAUGUCCGGCAGGCACUCUAUGCCUCUAAGAUCUGUAGUUAUGCCCAAGGGAUGAACUUGCUCGGAGCUAAGAGUGCAGAGAAGGGAUGGAACCUGAAUCUUGGGGAGCUCGCAAGGAUUUGGAAGGGAGGGUGCAUCAUAAGGGCAAGGUUCUUGGACAGGAUCAAGAAGGCUUAUGAGCGUAACCUAGGGCUUGCAAACCUGAUUGUGGACCCAGAGUUUGCAAGGGAGAUGGUGCAGAGGCAGGCGGCAUGGCGGAGGGUUGUGGGACUUGCUAUUGAAGCUGGAAUCAGCACGCCAGGUAUGUGUGCCAGCCUUGCGUACUUUGACACCUAUCGCCGAGCAAGGCUGCCGGCGAACCUGGUGCAGGCUCAAAGGGACUACUUUGGGGCACACACCUAUGAGCGAGUCGACCGCCCCGGAUCAUUCCACACAGAGUGGUCCAAGAUUGCGAGGCAGAGCAAGAUUGGUGCAGGGAUUCUUAACUGAGGUGAUCUGGUUUAUCUGUUGGCAUCAGUAAGCUGAUAAAAGAAAUAUUCUCUGGAUGAUGUUGUGUUAUUGCACAUUCUAGGUAGAACUUUGUUGUUAAUAAAAGGUGCAUCUGCAGAGAUCUGCCUGCAAAGAAGAAAUGCUGGUGAUGUUAGGUGUAUCCAAUGGUGUGGGCUCUGAUUGAAUGUUGUUUGCCAUUUUUUUUUCUCAUGGUAUUGUACUUGCUAUUUGAUUCUGUUUUGUGCUUCCUUUUCAUAUGCAUGUUGGAUUUUGUUUCAGCAUUA